GAAUGACAUCUGAUCUGUCAACUCUUCACGAUCAAAUACGUCGGGGGUCGGCCUGUGUUUUAAGAAGUAAUAUCAAUUAAAUUGAAUAAAAGUGGUCCUAAUUGUGGAUCACUGAUUUAUACUGGGCUUUAUCAAAAAUUUAGUGACCAAAAUGAGUAAGCUAAUUCCCUCUGCCGCUAAACUUUUGUCCGGAAACACAAUCACAAAAGCGGCCACCCCGGUUGUAACUACUACGAAAGCAAAAUACAGCACUAAAAGUGAAGCUACGUUUGAGAUUAAGCCCUACAAACUCCACAAAUUGGACAAGGGCCCAGCUCAAUCAGCCACCCUCACAUCAGAAGAUGCCCUCAAGAUUUACAAGCACCUUGCCACGCUACGGAGGAUUGAGACUGCCGCCGGAAACCUGUAUAAAGAGAAGAUCAUCCGUGGCUUCUGCCAUUUGUACUCAGGCCAAGAAGCAGUAGCGGUGGGCAUGCAUCAAGCCAUGCGUGACGUGGACUCGGUGAUCACGGCGUACCGCUGCCACGGCUGGACGCACCUGCUGGGCGUCAGUGUGCUGGGCGUGCUGUCCGAGCUGACGGGCCGCCGCACGGGCUGCUCACGCGGCAAGGGUGGUUCUAUGCAUCUGUACGGAAGAAACUUCUAUGGUGGAAACGGAAUCGUGGGAGCUCAGGGCCCCCUAGGCGCGGGCGUGGCGUUCGCACACAAAUACAAAGGCGACGGCGGCGUCUGUUUCGCCCUUUAUGGCGACGGUGCCGCCAACCAGGGCCAGUUGUUCGAGGUGUACAACAUCGCCAAGCUGUGGGACCUGCCCUGCGUGUUCGUCUGCGAGAACAACGGUUACGGCAUGGGCACAAGCGUGGACAGGUCCUCGGCGAGCACGGAGUACUACUCGCGCGGCGACUACGUUCCCGGAAUCUGGGUCGAUGGCAUGGACGUACUGGCCACUAGGGAGGCUACGCGAUAUGCUAUCGACUACUGCACCCGUGGGAAAGGCCCGCUAGUAAUGGAAAUGGAGACAUACCGCUACUCCGGUCACUCCAUGUCGGACCCGGGCACGUCGUACCGCACCCGCGACGAGGUCCAAGAGGUCCGUCAAACCCGCGACCCCAUCACGUCGUUUAAAGAAAAGAUUAUCAACAACCAACUUGCGACCCCCGAUCAGCUUAAGGAAAUCGACGCCAAAGUCCGGACAGAAGUGGACGAAGCGACGAAGCAGGCCAAGUCGGAGCCCGAAAUCGGCGUCGAGGAGUUGUCCGGAGACAUCUACUGCAACAACGCGGAGCCCUACAUCAGGGGGCUGCACCCCGACGCGCCGCUCAGGCACGUCGAGGUCAUGCCUAGGAUGCGCAAUUAAACCUUCAAAUACGUAAUCAGUUGGGCCCAGUGACUACAAGUUCGUCUUUUUAGCAUUAGAAAAAAGGUAAACAAUCUUUUUUUGAAAAUUAGUAAAAAGGCUUUAAAAAAAUUUAGUCCGUAGCGGCAACAUACUUGCCAUCAUACUUAAUACAAAAACGAAUCUCUGCUAUAAGAAUGACGGUUCGAAAUCGAACGACUAGAAAGUAAUGUCAAAUCAGGCGUGGCUCACUCCGCGAUUUCGUCGCGUCGCUACAAGGACACGCGGUCCACACCAAUUUUGGUGUCUAGCCAUAGUAGUUGCCGCGCACCGCUACGGAACGGACGCCUGCUCGCGCUUGCGGUCAUAUCUGUCGUAAUAGACGCAUUUUGUGAAAGAGUGAACCUUCUGUAUUAUUUAUUCUGUGGUCAAAUGGUUAAAUUGCUUAUAAAAGCAAAAUAAUGUAAAAUAUCGUAUAUGGUUUAUAAUUGUUAAAUAUUUUUCAAAAGUGACUUUUAAUAAAGAAGACACGUAAAGAUCGCGUACCUGCUUUCUGAUGCUAAAAAAACGAACAUAAAAAGUGCGGAGGAAGGGCCUCUGACCUACGCCAUACAGGCUAUACUCCAUGGCACAUGCCCCAACUGACCAUUUAAAAUGGCAAAGACUCACUAAAGGUGGAUUGCUUCAAAGUUGCCGUCCUUUAAAAUGGUUUAAUAUUAACCGGUUAGUAGAGUUUUAUCUAACUGUUGUUUUUAAUUUCUAUUUUUCAUUCAACAUUUUAAGGUUAACCGGUUUUGAACCGGUAAAAUUUUGAAGCAACCGACGUUUAGCAAGUCAUUGUCACUAGAAAUAUCGCCUCCGUACAAAGCCGAGUUAGAUUACGACGAAUUCAAAUCUUAAGCAUAAUGAAAAGUAUGUUCAUCGAAUUUUCAUAUACGAAAACCAUUUUUCAACUGAAUUUCUACUAUUUUUAUUAAUUUUUUAAAUAAUUUAUAUUUACUUUUAUGUUUACUGCGAAGUUUAGUCCACGUUUAAAUAAUUUAAUGGUAAACAUAUGUGGUAUUUUCUAUAAAAAGGGACCUUAUUGUCGAUGGCGCUUAUGGCAUUAUAAACGAUGCUCCAAUAUAAAUACAAUGCCGCGCGACGCUAUGCGGCGUAAGCGCCAUCGACAAUAAGGUCCCUUUUCAUAGAAAAUGCCACAUAUAUCAAAUAAAAUCGUAAAUAAAUAUCGGCUUUUUACCUACGCAGAUACUUUUUGAUGGCACUUUAUUGUACAAAGCAUUAUUUGUAGAAGAAUUUUAUAGCAAAUGUGAUGAGUAAGUGAUGAAUACCGAAUAAAGUUUCGUAAAUCUUUGUUAUUGUAUAUAUGUAUAAAACCAUAUGUAUAUUUAGUUGGGAUUGAAGAUCUAGUGCUACAUUUUAGACAUAACUCUGGGUUACCGUACUUAGAAAUAGUUAAAUAAUCAACGAAUUAUUAAACAUAGCCUACGUUAUUUUAUUGUUUCCUACGUUAUGGUGAAUAGGACAAUAGCAUUUUUAUGAUUGUAUCCACCGUAAGAACUGCCAAAACGUAUCAUCAAUUAUCAAGGAAAGGCACAUGAUUAUUUAUUAUGUUGCACGUGUUGAUAUGUCUGUAAGGGUAAUUAAAUUAUUAAUAAAAAAACUAU
This is a messenger RNA of Cydia strobilella, 3003 nucleotides long. RefSeq names its product probable pyruvate dehydrogenase E1 component subunit alpha, mitochondrial. Lineage: Eukaryota; Metazoa; Arthropoda; Insecta; Lepidoptera; Tortricidae. The coding region runs from base 152 to 1357 and encodes 401 amino acids. Gene Ontology annotation, molecular function: pyruvate dehydrogenase (acetyl-transferring) activity. Gene Ontology annotation, cellular component: intracellular membrane-bounded organelle. The record is from RefSeq and is a predicted model, not a curated record. The transcript has 8 exons. Gene Ontology annotation, biological process: pyruvate decarboxylation to acetyl-CoA.